UCACCGGGCCUCAAAGUGAUGGGUGGCCCAGUUGACAAUAGUGAGUGGGUUGUACGGUUAUCAUAUCCUUGAGCUUCUACAAUAUAUAUUGAAUUUCCACUUACUCAGUUUAGGGCCUCGGAUUGCUAUCACAUGAUACUUCGCCUAUGCCACCUUUGUUGAACCUGCCGGAGGUACGUUGGAGAUGGCUGCUGCCAGGGAUACUAUCACGAUCCUUAGCAGAGGGCUUGGAAGACACUCAGCAGUUUUCCCCGAUACAGAAACUCCCGGCCUAUCCCAAACCAAUUUCUCGACUGCGCGACACAAGAAGAUGCAGACGUCCGGGGUUUGUAGGCGGUCGCCUCAUGUCCAGCCCAGUUGGGGUAGCUCCACUCACGAGUCACAACAGUGAACCGCACAUUUCAUCACCAAUACCUACGCUUCUGUAUGGGUUUUUGAGCUUCAGCCAGAGGAUUGACCUGCCGAUGGAGCACUGCAGUCUACUGGGAUAGUACAAGCGUGUGGCGAACAAUACUUGAUACCCGCGAACUGGCUCUCGGCUACGCGCACGUCUAGGUUCAGAUACGACGCCGUCCCUACCCGUGCAUUAUAUUGCGGCUAUCUACAGAUCUCGUCACACGAACUAUCAUCCUUCUUUCGCCGGCUCUCAAUAAGAAGGGAAG
Molecule: messenger RNA, 662 nt
Organism: Neurospora tetraspora
Lineage: Eukaryota; Fungi; Ascomycota; Sordariomycetes; Sordariales; Sordariaceae
Exons: 2
Coding region: 147-491 (114 amino acids)
Source: RefSeq, a predicted model, not a curated record